Danio rerio (zebrafish) is the source of this 1398-nucleotide messenger RNA. NCBI's taxonomy places the organism in Eukaryota, Metazoa, Chordata, Actinopteri, Cypriniformes, Danionidae. The record is from RefSeq and is marked predicted.
AACAUCAAGCAGCAGCCCAAACCUCUCUCUGCGUCUCAAGAUACAACUAGCUGAACAAUGGAUAAGUUCAUAGGAGAUUUUCAGAGACGUCUUCAUAAGGAAGUAUAUGGCCUGAGGGAGGUCACUAUCCUUGAGCAUUGUGGUUUCAUAAUGUAUUUCUGCCUCAUUACUUCUCGUGCUGGAACUGACAUUGAUGCUGCAAUCAGGAAUCUUAUGCUUGUGCAAGCUGACAAACAAGUCAUCAUUGCUGUGCUUUAUCCUACAAUUGACCCUGAGAAAACCAUACCAGACAGCAACAAUGCUAUAAAGAAGGAGAACACAUAUCUAGUCGACUUUCUGUUCAAUGAGGAUGAAGGGUUCAUGAAUUGUCAGAAGAACAAAGAUGCAAUCAAUAAACUUGCAAGACACAUCAAGUCCAUGAAUCUGACUUCAUAUUACUUGCAAAAUUAUGGAAUUCCACGUACAUACCAGAAUGGAGAAGAUUCUCUUGUGCCCAUCGGAGCCGGAGGACACCGAAUUCGAAAAAAAUGUGUUAUUUUUCUUUUUCUCAUUGUUAUUAUCAUUCUCAUCAUUUGCUUCAUUAUUUUUUGGACAGUUUUAAGGCAUCAUGUUGAUACUAACGAUAUAAAUAAUUACAGAAAUGACACUGUAAAAAAGUAUAACAGUUUCUGAAAAAGAAAAAAAAGACAGCUGUGGAUGCCAGAAGACCAUAAUUAUAGGAGCAAUUUGUAAGAUUUUACAGAUUUAAAUUUAAUUAACAAAGUACCGGAAUUCACUAAUAACAACUCAUUAAAGCACUAAUAUAUGAAAGUCACAUGAUAAACCCAAAGCUAAUUACAAUUUUAGAAGUGAAUUUCAGCAGUGAUUGUCACUAAGCUUCAUAUAACACACUGCAUGAAGAUAAUUGAACUGUGAAUGUAAGUGUGUUUUUGAGAUGUAUUACAAUACACAUGAAGUUCACAAACACUUUUUAGGAUUUGCAUGUAGCAUGUAACUAUUUUGUUUGCAGAAAUAUACAUGCUGUGCUGUUUACCCCAGAUAUGACCACUUUUUUUUCCGCAUUUUCGCAUAACUCCUUAUUUAGAUCUUUAAGUUUGUAAAAGGAAUUCCAUUGCUAAAAACACUUAUACUAAACUGGAUUAGCUUUUAGUAAUUACAUUAUGUUAGUUAUGGUGAAGAGAUAUUAUUCAUUCUGUUAUGUCUUUAAAUAUUACUAUGAACGAUGACAAAAUGCUUUUUGAGUAACUUUUGCUUUAUGCUAAUUGCUUUGCUCAGCCCUUUACAGUUUUGAAUUGUUACAGUAAGUUUGUUAUAGAGGAAUCAUCAACCUACGUCACACAUGACGUCACACGGGCUCCCGGUUGCAAAAAGAGACCAAUUGCAAUAGCAAACAUGUUG